Striga asiatica is the source of this 1164-nucleotide messenger RNA. The record is from the annotation of a GenBank genome assembly. Lineage: Eukaryota; Viridiplantae; Streptophyta; Magnoliopsida; Lamiales; Orobanchaceae.
AUCGGCGCCUUGCCGGACGACGUUCUGUUACACGUUCUCUCUUUCCUCCCGACCACCCGCCUCUCUGUGUGCACCAGCGUCCUCUCAAGAAGAUGGCGGUCCCUGUGGGCCCGUGUCCCCCUCUUAAGUUUCGAAUACGACAGUUAUUCCGACCGCAGCUUUGGGGACAUCUUCACCGAGGUCGUGUCGGCGCACAAAGGGCAAACGGUACACACUUUCCGACUAACAACUGAUCAUGACUUCAACGAAUUUGAAAUCGAGGGCUGGAUUGCCGCUCUCGUUUCCCGCAAUAUCAGGAAUAUCUCUAUCUUUGUCUCCUGGUUUGAGACCGUAUGGACGACGAUGCCCAAUUGUCUCUUAAUGUGUGAAACCCUAGUGGAAUUGCGUAUUGGUGGUUAUGUCGUGCUCCCGGCAGCCGGCGAUGUGUGCCUGCCGGCCCUCAAGAGGCUUUAUAUUGAGGGGGCUGAAUCCUUGCCCCGCCUCAUAUCUGGCUGCCCCGUGCUUGAGGAGCUGAGCAUAAUACAAAUAAGCCCUAACCUCUAUACGUUUGAUUCACACCUCCACCUCUCUAUCGGCUCCGGUUGUUGUUCAAUUCUGCCCAUGCCGGCAAAGAAGCAACCACCGCUUGACAGACUCGGCGCCUUGCCGGACGACGUUCUGUUACACAUUCUCUCUUUCCUCCCGACCACCCGCCUCUCUGUGUGCACCAGCGUCCUCUCAAGAAGAUGGCGGUCCCUGUGGGCCCAUGUCCCCCUCUUAAGUUUCCAAUGCGGCGGUGGCUGCGAACGCCGCUUUAGGGACAUCGUCACUGAAGUCGUGUCGGCGCACAAAGGGCAAACGGUACACACUUUCCAACUAACAAAUUAUUCUAGCGACUACGAGUUUGAAAUCGAGGGCUGGAUUCCCGCUCUCGUUUUCCGCAAUGUCCGGAAUAUCUCUAUCUAUUUAUCCGGUUUGGGGGGCGAACGGGUUAUGAUGCCCAAUUGCCUCUUAAUGUGUGAAACCCUAGUGGAAUUGAAGAUUGGUGGUUAUGUUGUGAUCCCGGCGGCCUUCGAUGUGUGCCUGCCGGCCCUUAAGAGGCUUCUUAUUGGGGGGGCUGAAUCCUUGCCUCGCCUGAUAUCUGGCUGCCCGGUGCUUGAGGAGCUCGACAUUUUUAAUUGUGAU